This is a messenger RNA of Cuculus canorus (common cuckoo), 2722 nucleotides long. RefSeq lists its product as uncharacterized. Lineage: Eukaryota; Metazoa; Chordata; Aves; Cuculiformes; Cuculidae. The transcript has 3 exons. The record is from RefSeq and is a predicted model, not a curated record. The coding region runs from base 1555 to 2394 and encodes 279 amino acids.
GAGUACCUGAGAGAAGAGAACGCUUUCCUGCAGGAGCACCUUCGUAAAGCUAAUGAGGUUAAUUUAGCCCUUAAAGAAGAAGUUGGAAAACUGACAGUGGAUAGCAUGAAGGCCUGGGAGGAGCUGCCAUCGAAGGAGCGUGAUUGGUACCGUGAAUUGGAGGUAAGGAUAAGCUACGGGAGUGCCAGAUGUGAUGCCAGAGUGGAAUGAGAGCGCGUUUCAUUUCCAGCGUGGAGAACUUGCUGUGUGAAAGGAGUGGCUACAGUGAGGAUCUGUGUGUUUUGACAAGCAGAAGACAGGGGUGUGAGAUGGAGAAUCAUCAGCAAAUCCUGGUGAUGGAAGAUGCCUGCAUGCUGUGACCUUGCUGCUUGGUGUCCAAGACAAAUGCUUGCUGUGGUUGGACACUGUAGGGCACUCACGCAGGAUCACUCGUCUUUCUAAUAGUUGUUGAAUCUCUGUCUAGAGCAGUGGAGACUGGAGAGGUCUGUCUGUUGUCAGGUUCAGAGUAGUCAACAGAAGAAUGAGACAGGCCUCCCUUACCAGCAGCCUGUUGUAAGCAACUCUGACCCUGGCUUUGGAGGGACUCGAUUUUGCCUUCCUCUAGCAAGACUGUUUGAUGCCUCUGCAAGAGGCUGGUGAAUGGUGAUCAGUUUUCUUUGUUGAAAUCUGGUCCUGCAGAAGAAGGGUGGGCGUUUCCUUCUCUGAAGUGGAGUGGCAGGUGUGCUGAGGCUGCUUCUCUGGCACCUCCAGUUCUUGAUGCCCCUUCUGUAGUAGUUAUUAAAGAAGACCCGGUGAUGACAGUUGUUCUCAUUUUGGGUGAGAGUGGCUGGAAAGCAGCCAGUCAGAAAAGACCUGGGGUUUCUGGUCGACAGUGCCUGAACACCAGCCCACAGUGCACCCAGGUGAUCAAGAGGACCAAAAGCACCCUGGCCUCUAUCAGCAAUGGUCUGGCCAGUAGGAGUAGGGAGGGGAUCAUCACCCUGUACUUGGUGCUGGUGAUGCGGCACCUUGAAUCCUGUGUUCAGUUAUGGGCACCUCAGUGUUAAGGGGCUGGAACCUGUCCAGAGAAGUGCAAUGAAGCUGGUGAAGGGUCUGGAGCUCAGGGGUGUCAUGGAAAGUGGCUGAGGGCACUGGGGCUGCUUGGUCUGGAGAAGAGGAGGCUGAGAGGACACCUCUCAUUGCUCUCUGCAGCUCUGUGAAAGGAGAUUGUAGCGAGGGGGCAUCAGUCUCUUCUCCCGGGUAACAAACGAUAGAAUGACAGGAAACGGUCUCAAGUUGUGCCAGGGGAAGUUUAGAUUGGCUACUAGGGAAAAUUCCUUCAUGGAAAGGGUUGACAGGCACAGGAAGAGGCUAUCCGGGCAAGUGGUGAAGGCUCCAUUCCUGGAGGUUUUCAGAAACUGUGUAGACGUGGCACUUUGGGACAUGGUUUAGUAGGCAUGGUGGUGCUGGGCUGACAGUUGGCCUUGAUUGAUCUUGAAGGAAAACAUUCCUUAUUACAGAGUGAGUUGGUUCCUUGCGAGAGAAGAACUGGAGCAAUUGUACCUUCAGAGGGAUAUGCUGCAGCAAGAGAAACAUGAGCUUGCCAUGGCACUGGAGAAGGCAGAGCAGUCAGUGGCAGAGUUGACAGGGGCUCAGAAUAAGCUGAAUGCUGAAGUAGCUGAUCUACGUGCUGCAACAGCCAACAUGAGCAGUGUCAAUGAAGCUCUUGCAUCAGAUAAAGUGCAGCUGAACAAGCUUGUGCUGCAGCUGGAGCAAGAGAAUGAAGCUUUGUCAAGAAAAGUGGAUGAGGUGGAGAGAAGAAAGGUCUCUGAUCAGGAGAAGCUGCAAUUGUGUGAAAGAAUGAAUGAAGAGCUCUCUGCAGAGAAAGCCCACCUGGAGCAGCUGCUGAAGAAAGCAGAGGAGCAAGAGAAGGGGCUGCAGGUCGAACUGACAGCACUGAGGAAGGAGAAGGAAGAGCAACUCCAAGUGAGACCCAUACCCUGGUGCUGCUGGGUGGGCGUUUGUCUGCUGGGCUCAGUGAAGCUGUGGCUGUUGUAUUCUGUGGGGUUUUUGUCACGCAGACACUUGGUGGUGGUGGAGGGCAGGCGUCUUUGUUUGCUUCUUGUGGGAAAGGUGCUGAUGACUUGCAGAGCAGUCCUGCAAUUCUCCGAGUUGUCCUCUGCGUCUACAGAUCCCUUGAAUCCACCUGUUCUGUCCUGUUCUCCACUAGAGAGGCUUAGUUUUGGAGUAACUGGUAUGUUUGGCCAAUAUGCAGCAGAGGCUUGUGUUGACGAAAAAGGGAAAAUAUUGUGGUUAAUCUUCAAGCUUGCACAGCGGCCAGGUAUUCACCGGCUGGCAAACUGGACUGCCUCUUUGUGUAAGAGAAGUAAAGAGUGUUGUGACAUGAGGUGCUGAACAGCGUCCGCUGUCUCUAUGGGCACAGAUUUCUAUAAAAGACCAAAUGACGUUGCUCCGCAGAGGGGCUGUUCCCUGCCAAGCGUCACCUCAUUGUAUUCUGCAGCUCGAUUCACUGAAGGAGGUGACACUUGGUUUUUCUAGAAGAAAAAACUCACUUUCUUCAGUGAGCGAAGUUGCUUUUGGAAAACCUUUCCUGGAAAUUUCCAGCACGGAAAUAGAUUCUGAUAAAAUCUCAUUUGGUGAGGUGGCACUUGUGGAAAGUGGGGUGGUUUUGCCUGGGGUGCAUAGGUGUCUCCUGAAGGAGCUGUCUGCUCCCAGGCCACCC